Nyctereutes procyonoides (raccoon dog) is the source of this 2281-nucleotide messenger RNA. It is a transcript of the gene CD200R1, whose product is annotated as CD200 receptor 1. Lineage: Eukaryota; Metazoa; Chordata; Mammalia; Carnivora; Canidae. Gene Ontology annotation, molecular function: signaling receptor activity. Gene Ontology annotation, cellular component: external side of plasma membrane. Gene Ontology annotation, biological process: regulation of neuroinflammatory response. The record is from RefSeq and is a predicted model, not a curated record. The transcript has 8 exons. Bases 325 to 1302 code for a protein of 325 amino acids.
GCAGCAGAAGUGAGAGAGGGACCAAUGAGCUGAAAGAGGGCUCAAUCAAUCUGCUUCCUCUGUUUCUGGUUCGGUGCUUCAUACAGGAAAUCUAUUGCUGUGUCAAGUUCCAAAGAAGAGUGUCUUCUGUUCCAACUUACUAAUCAGCCUAACACACAGAGUGGAGGGAAGAGGCUGGAAGGAGAAGUGUCCCUGCUGCUGAUGGGCUAAGAGGAUCCGGCACAGAGCCGCUGACCAGAGGAGAGCCCCACCAUGUCCACAGCUCCUUUCAUACCUGUGUGGAGGCAGAGUACUCAGUAGAGGGCACAAUACGAGAGAUCAGAAAUGCCCUGUGCGGGGAGGACUUUUGAGCUAUGGCUUCUACUGGGUUUGACCAUCUUCUGUGUGUUUGAGUGCAUAGGUACAGGAGCAGAAAGUCCUGGUACACCAAACAACUUAACACAGUACCAAAUGGCUUCAACAAAUAUGUUACCUGUGGAAAGAAAGCAGAAAAGCAUCACACCUCCUGUGGAAGCCAACACUUCUCUGUCUGUAUUUGUGGAUACAAGGGUUGUGCUCCAUUGCCCUAAUGCCACCUCGGAUGCUGUGGUAGUAACAUGGUCAGUAGCCUUCAGAGACAAGACUUCCUGCACCAGAGCCUACAGGACAGAUAACAACAAGACCAGUGAAAAAACUUGUACAGACGAGAGAAUAUCCUGGGACUCCAGACCCGAUCAGAACUUUGCCCUUCGGAUUAAUCCCGUGGCCAUCACUCAUGAAGGAUAUUACAAGUGUGAAGUGGUCACACCUGAUGGGAAUUUCUGUCAUGGGCAUCACCUCCGAGUGUUAGUGCCCCCUAAGGUGACCCUGUCUCUAGGCGAGAAUGGAACUACCGUGUGCUGGGCAGUUGCAGGGAGCCCAGCUGCACAGAUCUCCUGGACCCCAACGGGAGAUUGUCACACUGUGGAAGAACGACUGGACAAUGACACAGUGACCGUGCAGAGUACAUGCCACUGGGAGGACCGCCAGGUGUCUGAGGUGUCCUGCUUUGUCUCCCAUGUGACUGGCAACAAGAGUCUGUCCAUUGAGAUGAAUCCAGGUCACAAAUCACCACUAAAUUGGAAUAUUCUAUAUAUCAUCCUCUCUAUUUUGAUUUUAUUCAUCAUCAUAGGUUCCAUUUUGCUGUUCAAAAUCUGUGGCUGCAGAAAAUGCAAAUUAGGAAGAAAAGAAGCCACUACAGUUGUUGAGGAGGAUGAAAUGCAGCCCUAUGCCAGCUACACAGAAAAGAACAAUCCACUCUACGAUACUGUGAGCAAGGGAUGAGGUCUCAGGUGUUACAAAGUGAAGUUGAGGGCUGUAUGUCUCCAUACUUCAUAAAUUACUGGAAUCUAACAGCAGGACAAAAGAAUUAAGAUAUAGCACAGCUACUAUUAUGCUUUUCUUAGAGUUCUGACAAGGAAACCCUAUUUUGAGAUUAGCUUUUCAAAGAUUCUGAGAAGACACUUAAAGGUUUGAAUUCAUAUCCUUAUACAAUUGAAAUUUUUAGAAUGUUAGCUGAUAUUAGCUAUUUCUCUGAAGAACUGAUAUUGAUACAAAGAAAACAAAUGCUCAUGAUAAAGCUCAAAUUGUUCAGUAUGGUAGAUAAUGAAAAUUGAGUUUCCUCAAGAAGGAAAUCUGCAGAAGGAACAAUCAACAUCUUUUAUGUAUUCAUCCAGAAAAUUUUAUGUACAUAUAUAUCUGUACACCGAAGGUAUGUGUGUACAUUUAUGUCUAUUUACAUAUCAUACCUAUCUCCUUGUUAAGACAAAGAUGGGAAUAUAUCAUGAUGCUCCUCUGUAGUUAUAGAAAGCUAAUAAUAUAAUAGGUCUUGGAGACCUUUUAUAUCAAUACAAGCAGAGCUACCUCAUUCUUUUUAAUGGUUGUAAAAUUCCAUUAUAUGGCUAAAUCAUAAUUUAAUUAACCACAGCCCUAGUGAUAAAAAUUUAGGUUGUUUUAAGUUUUUUUGUUUGUUUGUUUUGGUAUUAUAAACAAUACCAUGUAGAAUGUUAUUUGUGGAUAUGUCUCUUUGUAUUUGUUUAAGUAUAUUUAUAGAAUAACUUCCCUGAGUGGAACUUCAGGUCAAAAGGGUUUGUGCAUUUUUUUAUUGAUGGAUAUGUCAGAUUGAACCAAUUCUCAUUCUGUCAACUGUGUUUGAAUGUGCCUUUCCAUAUACUAUUAUUUUAAUAUCUGCAAGAUUCCCACUUCUUGUUUUUAACCAACAAGUUAACAAAUAUGGUUUAAGGCUAUAAUAAAAAUUACACUA